Phyllotreta striolata is the source of this 13198-nucleotide messenger RNA. The record is from the annotation of a GenBank genome assembly. NCBI's taxonomy places the organism in Eukaryota, Metazoa, Arthropoda, Insecta, Coleoptera, Chrysomelidae.
CAGAAACGGACUCGUUAUGUUGUCCGCGUGAAGAUAUUACACGAUUAAUUAACACACAUGAACACCUGUAUAGUUUUAAGCCCGCGUUACCACAAGGAUUUUCAGUGCUGUGCUUGAAGGACUCUUUUAUUUUUGGUUUUCUGUGGCUCUGUGCGUGUUUAAAACGAAUUAAUCGUUGUGACUCAAGUGUUGAGGAUUUAUUUUUCACAUUCGACAGGAAUGCUUACAGGGCAUCUUUUUGGCGAACAUGUGAUGCGCCGCGAUGCCCACUCUGUCCGCGGCGCCUGAGCAGAGUUCCGGCGGCCGCACCGACCGGCAGAAUAGUCACAUCGGCGCCAUGAGCCCUGAGCAGGAGGCGAGUCCACCACCUGCCGCCCCGGGCGCUUCACCACCUCCACCGCCACCGACGCGACUGCCCACGCCAGUCAUGUCUCAAGAGGACGUCAACACAUCUGACGUCGAGCAGUUCGCCGGUAAGAUUGUCUAUAAUCCGGAUGGUUCAGCGUACAUCAUUGAGGAUUCAGAGAGCGACAGCGAGACCCAUGGGCCCAACACCAACGUACCCGAAAUCGUGCCUCCUCUUCAGGCUGUGUACGUUUCCAGGCUACUCAGGCAACCUGCCCGUCCCACGGAUCUUCCCGCUGUGCACAGUUAUCGCGUGAUCGCGUUAGGAGAUGCUAGACCUCCGAGGCCUACUUCCGUGCCAGUUAAACCGAUCCUCAUGUGUUUCGUUUGCAAGCUGAGCUUCGGAUUCGCGCGGUCUUUCGCGAAUCACGCACAAUCCGAGCACGGUGUCAUCUUGAAGGAAAACGAACGAGAAGUACUAGCGGCAGAUUGUUCGGCGAUACUGCAAUGUGUAGGUGCUGAUAAAAGGCCGAUGGUAUCUCUGCUCGAACCUCUUGGACCGGCUCCUCACGAGAAUCACCACUCAAAUCAAAUGGUUCCUGUUCUUUCUGUACAAAGUCGAAAUGAGAAUCCUUCGCCUGUUACGGAAUCACCUUCUUCGUUUCCUUCGUCUAGAAACGCUCCCGGAAAAUCUCCUUCGCCACCAUUCGUUGCACCGCCCGCUUUCAUGACUGGUACAACGAUAGGUGUUUGUCCGGAACACCUUCAAGGUCGACCGUCGGGAGUGGAAUGUACUCGUUGUGAAAUGAUUUUGGCAUCUGGUAGAUUAGGUCCUGCCGGUCUAGCAAAUGUACACAGUAGAAAUUCUUGUAAAACGCUUAAAUGUCCAAAAUGUAACUGGCACUAUAAAUAUCAAGAAACCCUAGAAAUUCAUAUGAAAGAAAAACAUCCAGAGGCAGAGACUAGUUGUAUUUAUUGUAUAUCUGGCCAACCUCAUCCGCGACUAGCUCGUGGAGAAACCUACACCUGCGGUUACAAACCGUAUCGUUGCGAAGUGUGCAACUAUUCAACGACUACCAAAGGAAACCUUAGUAUACACAUGCAAUCAGAUAAACACUUAAAUAAUAUGCAGGAACUUCAAAACGGCGGCGGACCCAAUACCGAAAGCAGACAAUCGUCGCCUAAAGCUCCACCACUUCAUCAUUCACCAGUUAGUAGCGGCCAUAAACCUAAACCCAGUUUUAGAUGUGAUGUUUGUAAUUACGAAACGAAUGUCGCGAGAAAUUUGCGGAUACACAUGACAUCCGAAAAGCAUACGCAUAACAUGCUUGUACUCCAACAGAACGUUAAGCACAUGCAAACUCUAUCAGCGCUGCAUCACCAACAACACCCCCAACAACACAUGGAGAGUUUGUAUGGAAUUUAUCCGGGACUAGGCGACAAACCUGAGGUAGCCCUAGCAGAUAUGGCGUACAAUCAAGCGUUGCUGAUACAAAUGAUGACUGGUGGUCAAUUACCUGGUCACGCCGGACCAACUGACAUGACGACACAUUCAGAUCUCGGACUGAAUCCGGACACAAUGGAACCUCCUCCUGAACCAGCGGAUCCGGAUCCCGACAAGACGUAUCAAUGUUGCGUCUGCAACGUAUUCCAAAGUGAUAACUUAGAAGAACUCGGAAGACAUUUAGCGUUAGAUCGAACGCGAUUGCGAGAACAAGAAAUUCUCGCCGUCAUAGCUGGAAAUUAUGUAUGUAAGUUGUGCACAUACAAAACCAAUCUAAAGGCUAACUUCCAACUACAUUGUAAGACUGAUAAGCAUCUACAGAGACUGCAGCACGUUAACCACGUGAAAGAAGGAGGUCCGAGAAACGAAUGGAAGCUGAAAUACGCUUCUGCACCUGGGGGAGUUCAAAUUCGCUGUAAUGCUUGUGAUUAUUAUACGAACUCGGCGCAUAAGCUGCAGCUACAUGCAGCCGCCGGUAGACACGACGCCGGUGUGGCUUUAAUGAAACAUCUACUCGAAAGAUGUUCGAGUUUUAGUCCUAACCAAUCGAAGGUUUAUCACUGUUCGUUGUGUGGAUUUUCCUGCACUAAUAGACUACCUCUUUUACAACAUGUAAGAUCUCUAAAGCAUCUUCAUAUGGAGCAAUUGCAUCAGCUUCAAAGACGAGCAGAAGGAAAGGACAACAGCCCGGAAAUUGGAGAAGUUUUUCACGUGGUUGCCAGCUCUGCUGAACAGCGACAAACACCUGAGCGAAGAGAUAGUAUCAAUUUGGACCUAAGUCAGAUCGAGUCUACUAAAGAUCAAGUUAAAUCCGAACCCCGUGAGGAAAACGACGAGACGAAUAACAGCGAAAGUGGAAACUCGCAGCAUAUGUGUCCCUUCUGCGACUAUAGCUGCGAUUCCGAGAUGCGAAUUCAAGCGCAUAUUCUCGCCCAACACGGCACAAACAAUACUUCAAUGACGGAACAACCCUCGAUUCACUGCCCUCUGUGUCAGGACGCGUUCAAGGACAGAGUAUCCUUGGAGCGUCACGUUAUGCAAAUCCACUCUGUAAAUAGCGAAGGUUUGCAACGAUUACUCAUGCUCGUCGAUCAAAGCCAUUGGUUAAAUCAGACUUCUCGGACUCCAACGCCCAACAAUUCGAUUAAUCAGUCUCAAACGACACCCAAUCAAACAGUUUCACCAAAUUCAGUGUCUUCCAAAGAAUCCAACAAGUUUGAAAAAACCGACGUUAGCCAAAUGGACAUCGAUUUGCUUUCGCCUAACAGCGACGAAAACACCGAAUCGGAAUCGGAACGUUGCGGGUCAUGUUCGAAAACGUUCCGCAACAUUGACGAAUUGUGUUAUCAUCAAAACGAAACUGGCCAUUUAGAAAUCAAGCAAACGCCUAGCGGGCCCGGAUAUCUUUGCUGGAAGAAGGGUUGCAAUCAAUUUUUUCCGACUGCCCAUACGCUACAGAUGCAUUUCAAGGAGGUGCACGCCAAAAAUUCGAUCGCGAACAUGUCGGUAUCGGAGAAACACGUGUACAAGUAUCGUUGCAAUCAAUGCUCUCUCGCUUUCAAGACGCUCGAAAAACUCCAGUUGCAUUCGCAGUAUCACAUAAUUAGAGAUGCAACGAAAUGCGUAUUGUGCGGACGCAGUUUCAGAUCGCUGGUCGCUUUACAUAAACAUGUCGAGAGCGUGCAUUCCGAGCUGACUGACGAAGAACUUAAUGCAUAUAAACAAAGCCUAAUGAACAAUCCGCUAUUACUGGCUGGUUUACAAGGACAAGUUUUAGAUAGUUCGACAAAUGAAAUUCUUAAGAAGGAAUCCAUGCGCACCGACGAUGAUUCCGCAGAAAUUGAUGAGAGCAAGGAUCUAAACAGCAGUCAAUCAUUGGACGAGAGCAAUCAGAACGACGGUGAAAAUUCAGACGACAGCAUCAUUUAUAAAGAUCAACAAUUCUUGGAAGAUUACCUGAAUAGUCAAGCAAUCGCCGAGGAUAGCUACAACGAUCCCAACAGAAAAUACAAAUGCCAUCGAUGCAAAGUAGCUUUUACAAGACAAAGCUAUUUGACCGCUCAUAAUAAAACACUCUUGCACAGAAAAGGUGAAAAAUUAAGUUACCCCAUGGAGAAAUACCUAGAUCCGAAUAGACCGUACAAGUGCGAUGUUUGCAAGGAAAGUUUCACUCAGAAGAAUAUUUUACUAGUUCAUUACAAUUCCGUAAGUCACUUGCACAAAUUAAAGCGAGCCAUGCAAGAACAACAAAAUAAUAAUAACAACACACCCGUAUCGCCGGUGAUGAGCGGUACACAACCGCAAAAUUUAACAUUAACGCCAAAAAGUACUUCUUCAGAGGAGGACGAUAAAAAGAGAUAUCGGUGCAAUAUUUGUAAAGUAGCGUACACACAGGGCAGUACGUUGGAUAUUCAUAUGAGAAGUGUUUUACAUCAAACGAGAGCGAGUAAACUGCAAGAUUUGGCGUUGUCCGGUCAAAUCGACCUGUCUAAACCACUAAUAGAACAACCCGAAGCCAUGCAGUCUCCUAAACAAAGUAGUCCGGCGCCAGGUAGUGGGGACAAACAACCCUCUCCCACCCCACCAUCGCCGGGUCUCUCAGGUAGUCAGGGGAUGAUGAGCUGUUCAAAGUGCGGUGCUUUAUUCAGUUCGCAAGAUCAGUUGAGUGCCCAUCAGCAGCUGUACUGUAUGUUCGCAACGCCUAUGGCGAUCUUCCAGGGUACGCAUGAACCAAGCCAAGCUAAAAGCCCACCACCCGGUGAAUCUCAAGACAGCGGAAUGAAAUUGAAUAUGCCGAAUAAGAAAACCGGCUCGCACAUGUAUAAGCACUUGUUGGAAAGCUUCGGAUUCGAUCUAGUUAUGCAAUACAACGAAACGCAUCAAAGGCGACAACGGCAACAACAACGCGAAGCCGAAGAAAAUGCCGCCGCCAGCGAAGUUCAUUCGUCACCACCUCCAAUCCAUGCGGAUGUUCACGAGCCGCCCGGAGAGACGGCAACACCAGCCGAUUGUAACACCGAAUCCAAAGCCGAGGAGGAUAUCGAAAACAUCUUACCCGAAGUAAGUAAAUCUACGUGCCAACAUUGCAAUAAAGAGUUCUCUAGUGUGUGGGUGUUAAAAUCACACUGUGAAGAAGUUCAUAAAGAUUUAGUGCCACUAGAAUUCUUAGAAAAAUAUGCUCAACAGUUCAAAACCGAAUACGAAAAGAAAACGGUGGUAGUGACUGCGGCGACCUCCUCGACCCUCAACUCCGUACCGAGAGUGUCCACACCUGGUGCAACUCCGCCCGGCUCGUCCGCAGCGGGUACGAGCAGUCCGAAUGACAAUUCGACUCCCGAGAAGAACGACGAAUCUAAAGAUGCAUUACAUGCGAAAUUAAACCUACAAACACCGCCGGAAGCCGCUUCUACUGCUCCGUCGACUCCUACAUCGUCUACGACACCGGCUAGUAGUACCGAUUCACUACCCGCGAACAUUCAAGCUAUGAUAGCUCAGAGCAUGGCUCAGAAUCCGGUCGCUUUGGCGCAACAAAUGUCCGAAAUGCAAGCCGCCUUGAACGUUAUGCAAUUGCAACAGUUAAAUUUCAAUCCUAUGAUGCAAAUGAUGGGCAUGGGGUUACCGUUAGGGCUUAACGCGCUCGCCGCGAUGAACUUACAACCGCCUUUAGUGCCGCUGAUGAUGCCGCCUCCGCCGUUCGAUCCUAUCUCGCAAUUUGGACCUCAGGAAUCGCAGAAUAUGUUAGCUAAACAACAGGCCAUGAUACAACAACAAGCGGUUGUCAGCGCCGCUGCGAACCAGAAACGUGCCAGGACUCGAAUUACCGACGACCAACUGAAAAUUUUACGGUCGCAUUUCGAUAUUAAUAACUCACCGUCAGAGGAUCAGAUACACGAGAUGGCUUCUCAGAGCGGAUUGCCUCCCAAAGUCAUAAAGCACUGGUUCAGGAAUACGUUAUUCAAAGAAAGGCAACGUAACAAAGAUAGCCCGUACAAUUUUAAUAACCCUCCAUCUACUACGCUUAAUUUAGAGGAAUACGAAAAAACCGGAGAAGCGAAAGUCAUGCCUUUAAAUAGCUCUGGUAGCAGCGUCGAAGAACACCGAUUAAAGGAAUCACCUAAAGUCACUCAACAAGAAAUCAAAAGCGAAAUAAAAGAAGAAGCUGUGGAUGAUUAUUCGAAAUUGAACGAAGAAAAAGCGCAAGAAAUGAACGAUGAGAAGUCUAAUAUCUUUAACCUGCCGAUUAAUUUGCAGCAAGCGCAAAGUCCGGCCACAUCUGUCGCCAGUUCCGAUAAUCAAAGCGUUUCUCAACCUAGUACGCCUAAUAAUCUAACAUUAACGUCGAUUAUCGCAUCCCAAUUAGGCGAUACUUUAACAACUAGUUCAUCGUCUAUGAACAUGGCCAACUUAUCAUCCCAUCAUGGUUUGACAAAUCCCAUGUUACCGCCUCCCAAAAUGAAUCAGCAGAAUUUCCCAAACCCGAACAACCUUCAGGGUAUGCUACCCCUUACUCCCAAUCGUUGUCUAAGUCCCAACAGCAAUCCUGGAAGUCAAGGCUCUGGAGGUUCAACCGGCAAAAGGGCAAACCGUACUAGAUUUACCGAUUAUCAAAUCAAAGUACUACAAGAAUUUUUCGAAAAUAACGCUUAUCCAAAAGACGACGAUCUCGAAUAUCUCUCGAAAUUACUGAAUCUCAGUCCUAGAGUGAUUGUGGUCUGGUUUCAAAAUGCUCGACAAAAAGCUCGAAAAGUAUACGAAAAUCAACCAGCAGUGGAACCAGCUCCAGGCAUCGACGAAUCCGGAGCAAACAGAUUUCAAAGAACGCCCGGCUUGAAUUAUCAAUGCAAGAAAUGCCUACUCGUUUUCCAAAGAUAUUACGAACUGAUCAGACAUCAAAAGACUCACUGCUUCAAAGAAGAAGACGCGAAACGAUCGGCUCAGGCGCAAGCUGCUGCAGCGCAAAUCGCGGCUGUUCUGAGCUCAGAAGACUCCAAUUCAAGUACAACCGUCGAACAAUCUCAACAACACCAAAUGGCUCCGCAGACCGGCUUACCUACUCUACCUCAACCAAAUCUAACGCAAAGUCCGAACCAUCCGACAGCUCCUUCAACUCCUACUCCCAGCCAAGGGAACUAUCCGCCUACGUCGCCGUCUCCAUCAUCGGAAUCCAAGGAAAGCACUUUCCAAUGCGACAAAUGCAACCUCGUUUUUCCCCGUUUCGAACUCUGGAGAGAACAUCAGCUUGUUCAUUUGAUGAAUCCGAAUCUGUUUCCAUCUUAUCCGCCCGAUUCCCCGUUCGGUAUUCUGCAACAGCACGCGCAACUUCAGCAGUUGAACGCCGCCAACCUGGGAGAUUCUAGCAAACAACCUAACAGUAUCGGAAACAUUUCUCAAGCUAACUUGCAACAUCCUCUUUUGAACAUGCUGAACAACGUAGCUGGCCAGAAACGAAAAGUCGAUGAGUUCGAUGCUGAAAGCGAUACGUCCGAUCAACCGAAAGAUAAAAGGCUAAGAACCACCAUACUACCCGAACAAUUGGACUAUCUUUAUCAAAAAUACCAAAUCGAAAGUAAUCCGUCGAGGAAGAUGUUGGAGAAUAUUGCCAGCGAGGUGGGAUUAAAGAAGCGUGUCGUUCAAGUUUGGUUUCAAAACACCAGGGCUCGUGAGAGAAAAGGACAAUUCCGGGCCCACGCUCAAGUAAUCAACAAAAGAUGUCCGUUUUGCCCAGCUUUGUUCAAGGUGAAAUCCGCUUUGGAGUCCCACUUAACCACCAAACACGCCGAUCAAUGUGCCAGAGGCGAGAUAAAUAUCGACGCCUUACCCGAUGAAGAAGCAAGCCUCGAAUCCGCGCCGAGUUUGAGUUCUGGCAGCGAGAACAAGAACGCGGCACAAAAUUCCAACAUGGUUCCGCCGCUUUUUCCUUCCCUUCACCCGGACAUGGAAAAUUCAAUAAAGAAAUAUUACGAAGAAAGCAUGAAGCGAUACAUCAGCGAAUUGCAAGCGCACGCAUCAUCUUCCAACGGCGACAAGAGCGAAAUAAAAUCCGAAAAGCCUGAGGGAGGUGAGAUCCCUUUAGAUCUGUCGAAACCGGUUGAUUUGUCGAGACCAAUGAAGGUAUCCAUGGAACAUGAAAGAAGCAUUUGCGACGUCGGUCCAUUAACCGAUCUGAGCGAACGUUCCUUAUGCGAUGAAAGAAGUGAUUCUAUGUCUGAGACGACCGAAUAUUACGAUGACGAAAGCAAUCCUACUUCACCUGCUAGUAGCACACAGAGCAACACUCAAAAGCAUUUGAAUAACAGCGGAAACUCGCAAAAUGCUAACAAACGCUACAGAACACAAAUGUCAUCAGUCCAAAUAAAAGUUAUGAAAAGUCUUUUCCACGACUACAAGACUCCAACGAUGGCAGAAUGCGAAAAUCUAGGCAGGGAAAUCGGUUUACCGAAACGAGUCGUCCAGGUUUGGUUCCAAAACGCCAGAGCUAAAGAAAAGAAAGGCAAACUAGCAUUGCAGAAAGCCCUAGGGCAAAACGAAAACGACGCCAAUUCGUUGCCUGACGAUUGCAAAUAUUGCAACUUCAAAUAUUCUCACAAGUAUUCCAUACAAGACCACAUUUUCACCAAAUCUCACAUAGCCAAUGUACGAAUGCAUCUCGAAAGCCAACACAAAGAGUCCGCUCACGAGGGAGAGUUCACGGUACCUUCCCUACCAGGAGCUUCUGGAGCCGCCAUCACGGCCGAUUCCACCACUAAUCCGCAACAAAACGUCAACAACAACAGUCACUACCAGCUGCUCCAAAUGGCGGGCGUCCAAAUGGGAAACAUGUCCAACAAAACCGAGCAAGAGGAGAGUCCGGAAAACCUGUUCCAGCAAUUUUACGCCCUCGGCAACAACGCCAAUUACGGAGUGCAGAAUCAGUAUGUCCACCACGCGAUGUUUGGCGCUAAUGGCGGAGCCGGGGGAUUACUACUAGAUACAGGUUCCGGUCCCUCGUUCCUUCCUCUGCCCGGUCCGGUACUAGAACAAGUAGCAGCCGGUAACUCCGAACCGGGCGUAACAACAUUAAAACUUCCGGAUACUUUCCAGCGUCCUCACGAUUUUUCCGUGCGCGACAUCGACGUAGAAGUGUGUUUCGUGUGCAAGAAAUGCCGAUUGGCGUUUCCCGGCGAAUCGCAGCUGCUGACGCACCAGCGGCAGUGCUACGGCGGCAACCAAGAGAGCCGCGGAGCCUUCCGCAUAGUGCAAACCGGCUACGAGUGCAAGAGCUGCAACCACGAGCGCUUCAAGUCCCUGUUGGAGUUGAAGAAGCACUGCGAGAGCGAGGCUCAUCUCAAAGCCGGCCACGGCGCGGUUACCGCGAACAACGCCAUCGGCGGCAAGAUGUUGCCUCCUCCGGAGUCGCCGCUCAGCCACGAAAUGGAAGACGUCGUCAAUCAGAUAACGCUUUUGGCUGCGAGAGCGGCCCAGGAGUCGCCGCAGCAAGUCGUCGAUUCGAAUUCGAAUACUUUCUGCCAGCCUUCGGACGCCAAACGGAGGUUCCUGGCGCCCAACGAUGUCGCCCAGCCGCUCACCACUGGGCAUUAACUUCAGUCGGAUUGUACGUACGAGCAGCUACGUCAAAAUCAACUGCAUUGAGUUGAAUAGGUUUCGUGCAAUAGGGGUGCAGUUCGAUGCUGUUCCCGUAGACCUUUCUCUUAAUGCCUACACGAAUCUUAUAGUAUAAUGAAAAAUUACGUGUGUCGUUCGAACGCAAGUUAGCUCAAAAUUAGUUGUCGUUUGAUUUUCUGCGGUUGGUUUUGAGACGUUUAGCUUAGGCUACCGGAGAUCGAAAGGUGAUUGCGGUUAAGUCGCUUUAGCUAGCAUAGGAACUCAUUCCAAAAUUUAACUUCAAAACAUUGAAAAAAAAAAACAAUUCAGUUAGUUGUUAGACGUAGAGGCGAACGUAAUUUAAUUUAAAUAAUUUAGUUAAAUGGAUCUUUGAUUUUUAACGAUGAACUCACAAGAUAAAAACUUGCUAAUUGUGGUAAUAUUAGAAGCGUUUGCUUCUAAUAGAAUUAGUUCGGAAAAUCGAAGUGAUGUUGAGUAGAUAAAAGAUUUUUUUUUGUGUUACAAAAAAAUUAGGAAAGGAAACAAAUUCGCCUCUUGGUCUAUGAAAAACUAAUGUACCAUAUAUAUUUUUAGAACUCUUAUGUUAUAUUAGUAGGUGUGUCAGUGUAGUUAUGUAUAUGUUGUAUAGUUGAGUAGGUCCGAUGAUUCCUAUUGCAACGUAUAGUUACUAAUUAGUUGAGGGCUUCUGCUGGCAGGUUUCCGGACAGUCCAAGCAGUUGUCAAGUUCCUGACUUUCUGUGUAUAUCAAACUGCGACAUAAAAUGUUCCUAUGUUCCUAACGAGUUGUAGAUACUGCAUGCGGUACCCCUUCGAGGGUCCAGUGGGCCAAUUGUGCCCAGUAAAACAAGUUCCUAUCGGCCACGCUCGACAGUUCCUCAAACGACUCGCAACGAGUGCGGCCGCUUUUUUAUUCAUUAUUAUUAAAUUAUUACAAAAAAAACUUUUAUUAUUAUUACACUAAUUAUUAAAGUUGAUAAAACAAAUGGUGUAUUUAUCAUAUUUAUGUAUAUGUAACUGAAUAUAUCAGCUGGUAAAGAGUUAAGAGGAAAAUGCUUCACCAACACCUCUGCCCAGCAGUAAAAAAAAUUGGUUCCUACUAAUAAUAAUCGAUACGGUGUUUUAAGUAAUAAUAUAGUUAUUAUGUUUUAUCGUUGGUUUUCACCGGCAUUGUACGUAUAUAUAGUAGUAGAUAUAUAUUAAAAAUUUAAAAUAUAUUAGGUUUACGUAUCCAAAAUAACUCAAAAAUGGGAAAUACUUCGGUAUGACCUGCCUCGCAUAAUAGUGAGUUUCUUUGGAACUAAGUGUGAUUGUUGACAUAGCGCAAAUCAUCUAAAGCUCCACGUUUUACAUUUCAAUUCGACUAAUUCCCCACACCUCCUUAUAAUCAACUAGCAAUUACAUCGAAACAAAAAAAUAUAUCCGAUCUAUAAUUAAAAUUAUUAAAUCUAUCUACAAGUUAACGACCUCGAAUAAUUUCGGAUGUGUCCAAUUAUUUCUGAUAUACACUUACAGAAGACCGCAACGCGUCUAAUUUCUUCCAGCGCUCCUAAAUUCGGUGAGUAUAUAUAAUUAUUUUUUUACCCAUUUCUACACUAAUUUAAAUUUUAUACUUGUAAUUUUCUACUAUCUGCUAUUAAAGAAAUAUUAUUUGUUCUUUAGAGAAAUCUUUCUUCUGGUCAAUUUUGGUGAAUACUAUCUAGAUACUAAAUGUUGAAGGGUGUUUUUGCAGAAAAUUUAAGUGGAUUAUAAAUGUGGUAAAGUUAAAAAUUCUUAUAAAGAGAAUUUGUAUACUAUAAAUACUAAUAUUAUAUUGGUCAAAUUAAAAUCAAAAUAAUUCUUGAAAGGUAAAAUUGAUUUGGUAUAUGAAAUUUAAAUUUCAUUACAGUGGACAUUUCAAUUUAAAAAUAUUUUUUAAUUUUAUCAAUAUUCUAUUUUAAAUAGUCUACAAAUUCCUACGAGAAUGCAAUAAAAUAUUUACAUUUUCAUACUAAUAACCUUUAAUUUAUUUAACACGUUCCUAGGAAUUACAGACCGAUAGAAAUAACUGUAGACCUGAGAGUACGAUGCGCAACGGUUUAUAUCGAUUUGUCGCGUCGUUUACGUCUUCAGAUAUUCCUAUUGAACUGUAGGCACAUGCUUUUAAAAACAAUUACUAAAUUAAUUACAUAGAUUCUAAUCUUUUUAAUUGAUUAGACAAUAUAGUAUAAAGAAACACAUUGUUGGGUUUUGAUUUCGAUUAUAAUGAAUCGUAAUUAUUGAUUGAGAGAGUAAUUCAGGAAUAAUAAUUGAAAAUUAAAACGUUGGAACUUGGAGAUGUUGUAACUGACGCAAACUAGCAAUGCUAAGUGAAUGUGACGUGAGAUUCCUCACUGUCUGAUGUAUUACACGAUUAUUAUUACUAUUCAUAUUUAUUAUAUUAUUAUUACUAUUAUUGCUAUGUUUAAAGCAGUCGUGUGUAUUCGGUUGAUUAAAAAUAUAAAUAAAAAAUAACUGCUGGACCUGUGAGUCCUGUUUCGUGGUUCCUAUUAUAUAAUUCAUAUCGCAAAUGUAAGGUGGACGACAGCAAAUCUGUUGAUUUUUUUUCCUAUUCUUUCGGUACUCGUUCCUUUUGAUUCAUUUUACUUUUAUAUACCUCGAGAAACUAACAAACAUUUUCGGAAUGUUCUAGAAUCUCUACGUGAGCUCUCUUAACAGGACAAUACUCGCUUCUUGUAGUAAAUUUUUUACGGUAGCUCUCUCGAAUGUCAGGUUGUUGCAUAUUCGCGUUCAUCUAAAAGUCCUGCUCGAGAAAUUGCUCAUUCUUGUUCCUUUUUCCACAGCGCAGGAGAAACGUGGAUGAAUAAUUUUAAUGAGGAUGAACGCGAAUUUAUUUCCUUCUUCUAUUUUUACAAAGAUGUAACGGUUUUAAAAGUGUACCCACUAAUCCCAUAACUCGAAUGGCUUUGCAUGAUUUAUUUUACUUUUCUCCUAAUUUGUUUUAUCAUCAGUUUAUUUAUUUAUUUUUUUGAAACAUCUACUUGUAUAUUGUUUGAAUUUGUUUUACUGGUUUUCAUCGUGCACGAUUUUUGUAUAUAUUUUCUUGUUAUUAUUUAGAGCCUAUUUUAAUUUGGACCCUCAACCUUGUUAUAUUAUUUGUUUUCGUUUUUAAGCAGCGUGCAGAUAUCUCACCUUUUUAUAAUUAGCAAUUCGUUUUAAUUGUUAUUAAUAACGUUUUUAUAGCCAGUAAUUAAUAAGGCGAAAAAAGGAACAUCUUUGUAAAUAUAUCACGAAGUAACUUAGUAUCUAAGUGUUGAAUACCUUUUGUACAUUAUUUUAAUUUAGCAUUUACUUUUUCAAAUGUUUGUAUGAUUUUUUUUGCUACGCAAGACUUGACAAAACAGUGAUUUUAGUUUUAAGUUUUAUAAAUCCGACGCAUAGGUAAUUUAUUUUUGUGAUGUAUAUAUUUUUAUUUAAAUUUUAAUUUUUUUCCGCAGAAGAAUGUAUGUUUGAGAGGGUGCGCUCGCUAUUUUUACGCUGUUUCCAACUAUAAUAGACAAAAUACAAAAAUGUUAACUAAUUCUAUCUGAUAUUAUUUCAUCGACUACUGUAAUACAAAUAUGGAUUGUUAUUUAUUUUAUACCUCAUCUUUCGAAUAAAAAAACAAAGGUAUUGUUCCGUUAUUUUUCAAAAGAAUCGGAUGAAUAUUAAUAAUAAUAUUUCCUAGGUAAAUGUUUGUAUCCUACGGCUUUAGCCGCUCUCAAUUUGUGA